This is a messenger RNA of Diversispora eburnea, 642 nucleotides long. NCBI's taxonomy places the organism in Eukaryota, Fungi, Glomeromycota, Glomeromycetes, Diversisporales, Diversisporaceae. The record is from the annotation of a GenBank genome assembly.
AUGAUACGAACAACAUCUUUACUUGUUUCCAAAAGGCCUAUAUCAAUCAAUACCCCAAUUACGAAUUUCCAACAAGGUCUUUUGGCUGUUUCAUCUGCUUUUGGUGCAUUUUUGAAUCCUGGUAGACAAGAUAUGAUUGCAACAUUAGGAGAAACCACCAGUUCAAUGUUUCUUAGUCGACUUCGAGAUAAUAUGUUAAAAGAUCCUGUUGGUCGUUGCAUAUUAAGAGAACGACCAGUUAUUAAUUCAAAAACUAUUGAUAUCCCUUAUUUGAGAUCUUUACCUGAAGGUACAUUUGGAAAAGAGUAUACUGAUUUUUUAGAUAUGGAAAAAGUUACUCCUGAUUCUCGUGUUAAGGUACAAUACAUUUAUGAUGAAGAAUUAUCAUAUGUAAUGCAAAGAUACCGAGAAAGUCACGAUUUUUUUCAUACUCUUACUAAAUUACCAGCAAAUCUUGAAGGGGAAUUAGCACUUAAAUGGUUUGAAUUAGUUCAAACAGAAUUACCAAUGACAUUUUUAAGUUCAAUAUUUGGACCAAUAUUAUUAUCAUCUGAAGAAAGAACAAAAUUAUUUAGUAAAUAUGUUCCUUGGGCUAUUCAAUGUGGUUCACAAUUAACAAUUGACAAUACAGAAAUUCCAUAA